Homalodisca vitripennis (glassy-winged sharpshooter) is the source of this 980-nucleotide messenger RNA. RefSeq names its product probable signal peptidase complex subunit 2. Bases 106 to 690 code for a protein of 194 amino acids. Lineage: Eukaryota; Metazoa; Arthropoda; Insecta; Hemiptera; Cicadellidae. Gene Ontology annotation, cellular component: signal peptidase complex; membrane. Gene Ontology annotation, biological process: protein targeting to ER. The transcript has 5 exons. The record is from RefSeq and is a predicted model, not a curated record.
CAAGCAAGCAUAGCACUACGAGCCUAUUGGUUGGUGAGGGCUGUGUUGUGUUAUAUUUGUGUCAAUUGCCACAGUGGCUAGUUGUACAAAUUAUUAUUUCUAAACAUGUCAAAAAAUUCUAAAGAUAAUGCUGAUAAUAAACCAAUCAAAAUUAACAAGUGGGAUGGAGCAGCAGUCAAAAAUGCAUUGGAUGAUGCCGUUAAAGAGGUACUAACUAAGAAGUUCAACUAUGUGGAGAACUUUGCUCUGAUGGACGGUCGCCUGGUGUUGUGUGGGCUGGCUGUCUCUGUAGCGAUGUUUGCUCUGCUGUGGGACUGGCUCUAUCCCUUCCCUCUCUCCAGACCAGUUCUAAUAAUCUGUGUUAGCUUAUAUUUCAUCAUCAUGGGUUUGCUCACUCUCUACACGACGUAUAAGGAAAAGGGGAUAUUUGUUGUCUCUAUUCAGAAGGACCCUACUGGAUUCUCCCCUGACAAGACAUGGGAAGCGAGUUCUUACCUGAAAAAGUAUGAUGACAAGUAUAACCUGGUGCUGAGCUGCCGAGAUAGCAAGACAGGAGCUGUACGUGAGUCUCAGUUCCUCAAAUCUGUGGCUUGCUUCAUCGACGAGAACGGUGUCAUUGUUUAUGACUUAAUAGAACCGGAAGUCAGCAAAUUACACAACAGUAUUUCUCAAGACCGUAAAGAUAAAUGAUUUGUUACAAAAUAGUGUUAAUUUUAAGAGAACUUGACAUUUGUGCUGCAUUUUGUAACUUAUUAUAAUUUUUUUUUACUGAGAGAAAACUACUGGAUUUAUUUUCAUUCCAAUAGAAAAGCACACCCUGAGAAAACUGUUAAUUCUGUUGCUUAUGUUUAAGCACUUAUUUUGAGAGGCUGGGUAAUGGUAGUCCUUUUUGUAAACUGCUCUGAAAGGUUAAUUUUGUUAUUUGUUAGUUCACAGAUUAUUUCAAUAAAUAUUUACAAAACAGCGCUGUUUUUGUUUAA